Molecule: messenger RNA, 1608 nt
Organism: Aspergillus nidulans FGSC A4
Lineage: Eukaryota; Fungi; Ascomycota; Eurotiomycetes; Eurotiales; Aspergillaceae
Exons: 2
Coding region: 470-1318 (282 amino acids)
Biological process (GO): chromatin remodeling
Cellular component (GO): Ino80 complex
Source: RefSeq, a predicted model, not a curated record
CGACGCUCUUGACAUCCCCAUCCCUUCCAUCAUCAUCCCUCCCCCCUCCUUCCUUCACCUUCUCUCUCCCUCUCCCUUCCAUACAACCUCCCAACUUCAUCACCUUCGCACUCUCACUUCACCAAACGGGCUAUGUCACCCUUAUCUGCUUCACAUUGGCCUUGACAAGACUUUCCAGACUUUCGCCUCACCCUGACUUCACCUCCACGCCACGUUCCGCGUCUAAAGGGAGGCCCAAUCCCAGCUCAGUCCCACCAAAAGAUUGCAGUCUACGCCUUAAUUUACCACCACAUCUAAAUCGACACUGCUACCUCGCUGUCUAGGGGCGCACCCCGUUGCUCAUCUUUCACCUUCAUUACAACUCUUCCGACCGCCCGACCGGAGGAAUAAAUCGGAAGGUGGAAAAAGAAAUUACACAAUCCUACGGACACGACCUACAGAGUUCUACUUCAACCCGUCGGACGUAACCAUGCCGGCUGCUGCCUCGACCUCCCGCGCCAACGGUCGCUCUAGUGGCUCUGGCAACCCAAAGUUGCUUGUCGUCCUCAAACUGCCUUCCAGUCUAUUGAAGGACUUCGUGCCCAUCAUAGACAGCAAAGACAAGAGAAGGAAGAGCAGCGGUACCGCUGCCAGCAACAAGAGGAACGAGUCGAACGCCGACUUCCUUACCAAGAAGGAAGAAGUUUCCCCUUCGCCCACCUCAUCCGGGGUAGAGCCUCCACCUGCAUCCUCGGUGGACAACGCCUCUGACGCUGCUUCUACACCGGUGCCCGGCACUGCUGCCGAUGCGGAUGCGAAUCGAAAGAGCCUUCCUGGCCUGAAAGCUGGUGCUAAAAGAAGCCUUAACGCGACCUCAGACAACUCUCUAAAGCCAAGAGGAAAACCUGGCCCUAAGAAGAGACCUAGGCUCAAGGCUGACAUGGCUAUGAUUAGUGAGGAUGGUACUUCUGAAAAUGUCAGGCUAAGCACCCACCGACUUGGCCCCAAGGCCAACACUGGUGCAAUUAACGCCGGCCUUCGUGCGCUCGACCGAAGUGGAACACCAUGCCGCAGAUGGGAACGCAAACCAUUGCAGCUUAAGAGCUUCACCGGAGUACAAUGGCAACUCCCUUCCUGGCGAGCUCCUCGCACCCAGACGCAGGAACCCAACGGAGAGACAAAAGAGGGCGUUCUCGAAACCGGUGACAGUGACAGCAGAGCCAACCAAAGUGCAAGCGGAGCCCCCAGUGAAAAAAGCAACUCAGGCGAUGGCGAUUCCACCCCGGCUCAUCCCAGCAUGGUCGAUGCAUCAUCGCCUGCUAUCGCUAUGGCCGCGUAGGCCAGUUUCUCAACUAUAUCAAUUAAUUAUCACCUUCUUUGUAUAAUAUCUUUUGCCACUACGUUGUUUUAUUUCUUUGGUGAGCCCAGGGGCGGAUUUUGUUUUGCUUCUAUUGGCGUUGGUUCUUUUAUUAGGUUGGUCAUGCGGGCUACUUGUUUUGUUUUUAGGCUAUUGACUUUUGUUACCUGGAGCCAUGGCACCUUUGCCUGACAUGCCUAUAUGAGUCUGUUCGACUUUACUUUUAUGUCUAUGUCCUUUACUAUGUACCAUCAGGAAGGGUUAGAUGACGU